AUGCUGGAUGUUGCACAAGAGAAUCUUUGUUCAUCACGUGCAUUGCAAAUCAACCAAGGCCAAUCCCAACACGACCGACUUCAACAACAAUACAACUAUGUGCCUUUCCACUGGCAGAUACCUCCGUCAGUCAUAGGAACAGAUUCAGAUAUUCACAAGCCUCUACCAGCUGCAGAUAAAGACAGAGAUUUUCAACAUCAACCAAUAUAUGUGAUAAAAUGGGAUGAUGGAGCUCUCGUCUACUGCUAUUAUCCAAAACGUGAAUUCCAACAACACCCGAUGUCACCUUGGCCAACGGAUGUUUGCCGCAAGCACACAGAUAUAAGUAAGGAGACGACAGAAUCACACAGGAACUCAGGUAGCGACCCCGAACCGGUUGACGAGCGAUGUGAGACUGGCGUGGCAGCGACACUCAAACUGCACAAUAGAGACUUUCCCGAGGGCAAUGUUUCUAAAGCAAUGUCGCAUGCCAAAGAAGACUCACCGGUAGAGUGUGCCGUCGCUUCGGACGACGACGACGCCGACUCCAGUCCGAGACAAUCUGGCAAGAAACCGCGCAGUCACAGAGGUCGACGCAAGAGACGAAAGUCUGGUACACGCAAAGCUUGA
Messenger RNA from Dissoconium aciculare CBS 342.82, 609 nucleotides. RefSeq lists its product as uncharacterized. The coding region runs from base 1 to 609 and encodes 202 amino acids. The record is from RefSeq and is a predicted model, not a curated record. Lineage: Eukaryota; Fungi; Ascomycota; Dothideomycetes; Mycosphaerellales; Dissoconiaceae. The transcript has a single exon.